Messenger RNA from Trichogramma pretiosum, 1849 nucleotides. Its product is annotated as testicular acid phosphatase homolog. The coding region runs from base 46 to 1164 and encodes 372 amino acids. NCBI's taxonomy places the organism in Eukaryota, Metazoa, Arthropoda, Insecta, Hymenoptera, Trichogrammatidae. The record is from RefSeq and is a predicted model, not a curated record. Gene Ontology annotation, molecular function: phosphatase activity. Gene Ontology annotation, biological process: dephosphorylation. The transcript has 6 exons.
UUAAAAAUUUUAUAAAUUUUCAUAGAUGUUAAAACAGUGUUAAAAAUGGACAUUUUCAUAGGCUUUUUAAUAUUUUGUGCAUUAUUUUACAAUGAUAACGUCCUUGCUUACAGAAUCAUGCAAGACACCGUUGCGUUGGAAGAUUUUGAAGUUGAGCUCGUGCAAGUUUUAUUUAGACACGGCGACCGAGUUCCAGACACAUUUGAGCGAUAUCCGAAUGACCCAUAUGAUGAAAAAUAUUUUAAACCAGUGGGCUAUGGUCAACUUACGAAGCGAGGUAUGAAACGACUAUACGAUACAGGAAAAAUGCUUAGAGAGCGAUAUGAUAAGUUUCUUGGGCAUUACAAGCCUCAAGAAGUUUAUGCAUUCAGUACGGACGUUGAUCGCACAAAAAUUUCGUUGCAAUUGCUUUUGGCUGGGUUAUAUCCCCCGACAGAGGAAUCAAUGUGGAAUAAGGAUCUUCCAUGGCAGCCGAUUCCAAUACAUUAUAAGCCAAAGGGUGAAAAUUUCCUUUACGUUGAUUGGUCGUGUCCAACCUUCGAGAGGUUGUAUAAAGAUGCUCAAAUGCAUCCUGAAGUCAACAACAUGAUGCAACAAAAUCAUGACGUACUGGAAUUCGUAAAAGAUAUUACAAAGAUGAAAUUUGAAAGGGGAGCUUUGAGUGUAUUGUCCAUAACUGCAAAUUUGCAGUCUGCAUUGGCCUUGGGUCUGCCAUUACCCAGCUGGUGUUCCGAGGAAACUUUCAAAAUUCUAGAAGAAGUCUCUGCGGUUGGCUUCAAGUCACUGGCAAUUACUGAUCCUUUAGCAAAAAUUGUCGUUGGCCCAACUGCUCAAGUUUUACAAGAUAAUAUGCAACGCAACGAGGAUAAAAAAGACAGUAGGAAGAUUUACUUGUACAGCGCUCACGAUUCUACCGUGAUGCCAUUCCUCACCGGAUUGAAGAUAAAAAACGCCCCUCAACUCGCCGAGUACGGUUCCGCGGUCAUAACUGAAAAAUUGCGAGACAAAGAAGGAAAAUCUUUCGUUCGGAUGUUGUUUUGGACCGGAGUUUCUGAAAAACUCAUCCCUCUCGAACUUCCAGGAUGCAAACACAUAUGCACAUUCGAAGAGUACAAAAAUGCGAUAGCUCAUAUUUUACCUGACAGUGGAAAAAAAAAUUGUUAGACGCCCGCUUAAACCGAAUAGAACGGUUAUCUAAAAUAGAAAUAAUUACUGUACAGUUUAAGUGAUUUUUCUUUAAGAAUUUUAGUAAUACAUUAUUAACAAAUGAAAAAUAAGUUUUUAAUUUUAUAAACGAAUAAAAAUAUAUUAUAAUUAUAACCAUUGCAAUAUACUUUAAGAAAUAUCACUGAAAUCUGAAACAAUACGAUUUCAUCAUCUGAUUGAAAACGUUGGUUAUAUUUAAUUCAAAAAAUUGUGAUAGUUUGAUACACGAGACUAUAUUCGGGUUAUCGAUUGACUGACUGUUGUGCCUUGGCAAUGCUGCUUUUAAAAAACUCAGAUGAAUUUAGUUAAGCAUAAUAAUUUCAUCAACGAGUAUUCAUCUUUUACAGCCACAUUAAAAUCUCACAUUAAAAUAGAAAAAAAAAUUACUAAAGCGUUGGUUUUACACAAGAGCUGAAGCUGAACUCGUUAUUUAAUCUUCGUUGGUCACUUAACAAAACAUCAUACAUUGCAAGACUGUUUAUCGACAACUUUUAAAACCAACCAAAAUAUUUGAAACUAUCAUAUGCGACUUGUGCCGUUAAUCAUGAUAAAAAUAUUAAAAAUUGAACUCUAAAGUCAGACUCUGCAAGUAAAAGAUUUUUCACGAAAAAUUCUGUUACUAAAUUUUGUUUUAGAAAAAAUA